GACCAAGGCGGAGUUGGAUUUUCGACAUUGUGCUUUCGACAUUUUUGUUUUCGACAUUUUGCUUUUCGACAUUUUCACUUUCGACAUUUGACAACCAAACCAUUAUGAUUUAGAUGCUCUUGAACUUUCAAUGGCUAUGCCACAUGAUUAUGAACGUGAUAUUCAAAUGGAAAGUACGAUUAUUCGUGUGGGUAGUUCAAUAUUUGGAGUUCGUCAUUGA
Molecule: messenger RNA, 220 nt
Organism: Rotaria sp. Silwood2
Lineage: Eukaryota; Metazoa; Rotifera; Eurotatoria; Philodinida; Philodinidae
Source: the annotation of a GenBank genome assembly